Camelina sativa (false flax) is the source of this 649-nucleotide messenger RNA. The record is from RefSeq and is a predicted model, not a curated record. NCBI's taxonomy places the organism in Eukaryota, Viridiplantae, Streptophyta, Magnoliopsida, Brassicales, Brassicaceae.
AUGUACUUUGAGAUAACUCGUGGGAGCAUCCAUUAGAGUUUUUCUCAGUCAGCGUCAUUGUUGUCUCUAGUUGCGUUCCUCUCGAACUCUCUCUCUCUCGCUCGCCAUGGCUGUUGCCCUCCAGUUCUGCCGAUUAUGCGUUCGGCCAGAUACUUUCGUGCUUGAGAAUCAUCUCUCUGGAUCUGGAUCAUCUAUCCGGCGCCGGAAAGCUUUCUCAGUCCGGUGCUCGUCUGGUGAUGUGAACGCUCCUUCGCCACCGAUGGUGAUGGACUCCGAUUUCGACGCCAAGUCGUUCCGUAAGAACUUGACCAGAAGCGAUAAUUACAAUCGUAAAGGUUUUGGCCACAAGGAGGAGACUCUCAAGCUCAUGAACCGAGAGUACACCAGUGAUAUAUUGGAGACCCUGAAAACAAAUGGGUAUACUUAUUCUUGGGGAGAUGUUACUGUGAAACUCGCUAAAGCUUAUGGUUUUUGCUGGGGGGUUGAGCGUGCGGUUCAGAUUGCAUAUGAAGCUAGAAAGCAGUUUCCUGAGGAGAGGCUUUGGAUUACUAACGAAAUUAUUCAUAACCCCACCGUCAAUAAGGUGGUGGAAGAUGCAUUGGUGAAGGUGUUCGAUAUAAAACGUGAAGAGUUGUUGCAGCUGGCUUGA